Molecule: messenger RNA, 1503 nt
Organism: Fusarium oxysporum Fo47
Lineage: Eukaryota; Fungi; Ascomycota; Sordariomycetes; Hypocreales; Nectriaceae
Product: chaperonin 10-like protein
Exons: 1
Coding region: 354-1376 (340 amino acids)
Molecular function (GO): zinc ion binding; oxidoreductase activity
Source: RefSeq, a predicted model, not a curated record
CCCGAGAUCAACACCAAGAACGGCACGGCUGAAGUGCCGGGUGAUGUAAUUGUCAACGCCCUAAAUCCGGGAAUUGUCCAAUGACACUCGGAUCUUUGCGACAGUUGAGUUUAUUCCGCUUGCCAUGAUGCGCUGAACUUUCCUUAUCGGAGAACGGAGUUAGCCAAUCGCCAAUGGAGGGAAAUGCACCUUGAGCUAGAUAUGAUGCAUCGCUAGUGUAGACGCUCUUUGAGGUAUGGGCGUUGAGGGCGUUAUAUAUAAGUUGUUGCUUUCUCCUCGUUGAGACUCUCAUAUCAUCACAAUCUCAUCGAUCAAUUGAUAAGUCUCAAUUAAAAGUCAAUUAAACAUCAAUCAUGUCUUCUCUUCCCCAGACUUACAAGGCUUGUGUCCUCGACAAAGCCAACGCAUCAUGGACUCUCAGCGAUGUCCCCCUCAAACACCCCUCCAAAGGCCAAAUCCUCGCCAAGGUCCUCGCCUGCGGCGUCUGCUUCUCCGACGUAGCUCUCGGCACCGGUCACAUGGGCGAUGUCUUCCCCCGUGUGCCCGGCCAUGAGAUCAUUGGCGACGUAGUCGAAGUCGGCGAAGGCGUUGAGAACUUUAAGAACGGCGACCGUGUCGGUGGACCUUGGCACGGUGGUCAUGAUCGAACUUGUCGACAGUGUCAGCGCGCUCAGUUCCAGAUGUGCGAUAACAAGGCUAUUAAUGGUGUGAGCCGUGAUGGUGGGUUUGCGGAGUAUGUGCUUUUGAGAGCGGAGGCUGUUGUUCGUGUUCCAAAGGAGAUGGAUGCUGCUGAGGCUGCUCCUCUCCUUUGCGCUGGUGUUACUGUAUUCAAUGGUAUCCGCAAGUUGCAUGUUGAGCAGGGAAAUCUCGUUGCGAUUCAAGGUCUUGGUGGUCUUGGCCAUUUGGCUGUUCAAUACGCCAACAAGAUGGGCUAUGAAGUCGCUGUUCUUUCGUCAGGCGACGAUAAGGCCGACUUUGCCAAACAACUCGGCGCUCAUCACUAUAUCAACACCAAGAAGAGCGACCCAGCUGAAGAACUUACCAAGCUCGGCGGUGCAGCCAUAAUUGUCCAAACAGCACCUAACCCCAAGGCUGUGGCACCACUCGUCAAUGGUCUCGCUGCCGAGGGCAAGCUACUUAGUCUUGCGCCUGUUGGCCCAGCAGAGAUUGAUACAAUGUCACUGGUAUUGAAGGGUGCAAGUGUUGUAGGCUGGCCUAGUGGUCAUGCUCUCGAUAGCGAGGAGGCUCUUCGCUUCUCCAUGAUUCAUGGGGUGAAGUGCAUGAUUGAGAAGUAUCCUUUAGAUAAGGUGCAGGAUGCAGUUGAGAGUCUCCAGGCUGGAAAGCCUCGGUUCAGGAACGUCUUGGUUAUGCAGUAAAGUUUUGGAAGUGUUUGGGUUGGUUGUAUAGUUGUAAAAUGUGCAAUGGUGUUGGCGGUUGUAGGACAGGCUAGGCGACGGUGAAGUUAUAUACUCUUGACAUGAAUGGAACACAAUAUUAAAUGAA